Messenger RNA from Bacidia gigantensis, 402 nucleotides. RefSeq lists its product as uncharacterized. NCBI's taxonomy places the organism in Eukaryota, Fungi, Ascomycota, Lecanoromycetes, Lecanorales, Ramalinaceae. The transcript is spliced from 2 exons. The record is from RefSeq and is a predicted model, not a curated record. Bases 1 to 402 code for a protein of 133 amino acids.
AUGGCGGAAUCCGUAUUUCAUCCACAGCGAGAAUUUCUGGCCGAAGCUCAUCUCGCGCCAUUGUUUCUGCAGGCGGGAUUGUUCGUCUGGUUGCGCGGCUCGGUGGAGCGAGAUGCAGAUCCAGAAGAUGGGGACCCCGCGGAGUGCGUACCUGCCUUGCAUCAGACGCGAGAACCAGAAGUAGGACUCGAUGAAUCCGAAGAGGAUGAGAAGGGCGAGGAUGGGCACGAUGAUGACGAUGUAGAUCAGCCAGAAAGGGCACAGGGACCCAAUGCAGCCUAUGUUGUCAUCGUCGAAAUCGUCGUCUCCGCCAGAUCGCAAGCCGGUGCUGGUGGCAAAGCUGGUGCCGGUGCGAGUGCCGGUGCGAAUACUGGUGCGGGCCCGACUAACACCCGUCUCUGA